Petromyzon marinus (sea lamprey) is the source of this 2020-nucleotide messenger RNA. RefSeq lists its product as uncharacterized. NCBI's taxonomy places the organism in Eukaryota, Metazoa, Chordata, Hyperoartia, Petromyzontiformes, Petromyzontidae. The record is from RefSeq and is a predicted model, not a curated record.
CACGUGACCGCGCACGCGAUAUUGCCGCCGGAAGAGCGAGUUGGAUUUAUAUUUGCGUGUGCGCGUGGUUUAGUCACGCGUGGAGUGUGCAUGGUGUGUGCGUGGCGUGUGUGGCGUGUACUUGUCAGGGUGUGAUUGUAUGCCAGAGAGCAUGGUUAAGUAAUCCGUGGCUGAUUGUCAGGGAGUGCAUCUGUUGUGUUAACAAUGAAAGACCUGAGGCCUUAACCUCGAGGCGACGCCUCCUCUCACGGGCCUCGUCGCAGGAACGGCGACAUCAACGGAAUAAAGAUUGAUGGCCAUGGAUGCCUAUGAGUGCAGCAGAGCUGUGCAUCGCCACGUCUCACGGUUGCAGAGGGCUCCGCGGCCGUGCGCGUGGCUUUGCGGAGACUGCGACGCCAUCAGUGCCAACAGCUGCACCGCCUGUGGCAGCUGCGGAGCGUGCAUCCAUUCGCCCGGCCCGAGUGUUUCUGAAGCUUCCACGACCUUAUCCAGCUCAGCAGCUAAGGGUGCUCAUCUCCUCACGUUACUGGAGACGUUCAUGCAGAGUGAAAGCUCAGCUCGGAGUCAAUGUGGGGCCAAUACUGACGAUGUCAGUGUGAGUGGAGCUCGGCAAAAUGCCUCAAUCACUGAAGACGACUUCUUCGAUUCAAGUGAUGUUGCAUCUGAUCUUUACAUCACCUGGCAAUGCCUGAUAACAUCUCUCAGAAGAAACAAAAAAUUCAUGAUCAUCAAUAAGAGGCUGCGCGAGCAGCUGAAAGCCACCGCUCAUGCAGAGGGACCCGGGAGCGGCGAGGAAAGUCCCACCCAGCUCGACGACAGAAGACGUGCGGAGAUCUCUGAGUUGAGGUUGCUGGAGGUGCAAUACCAGCUGUGCCUGCGGGAAUACAACAGAGCUCUGUGCCCUGCUUCAGAUGCACUUAGAGAACAGAGGAACUCAGCGGAUCGGGAAUUUGUGCGCAUCGCAGCAACGGCACUGGAGCAGUUGAACUGCAAUUAUCAGAAGAUUCAGCGCUUCCUUGAGAACGGGGGCCACCUCGAUGCAACAGAGCCCCUCUCCUUCGCUCUGCAUUCUCUACGCUACUUGAUCAAGCCGUACUGUCCCUGGAAGGUGCUCUUUGGGACAGACCACUACUCUGACUCUUUCCCAGAAACACAACCUAAAGGAGAGGUCGUAGAGAUACUGGGCAGUAAUUACGCAGACAAAGCAGCGCCAGGGGUGCCGCAGCUGGGAAUCCAGCAGCCUGGUGCAAUGCCUCAGUGCGGCGCCAUCUCACGUGCUUCCAUUGCACUUGAGCAACCGAUUCAAUUGGUGUUUGAAACCAAGACCCAGGAACCAGUGUUUGGUCAAAACUGUUCCGCUGUGCAUAGCUCUCCGGGAGACCACGAGCUCGCGUCGCCGUCGAGCCACCGCUGUCUCGGAUUUCCCACCACCACGCCUACCUGGACUCAAUCGAGCUAUUUCAUGCUGGCGCGACCCAAGUCGGACACGGCGGUCCCACGGGAAACGAUCACCCGGAGCGAAACUCAACCUGAAGAUGCCCGUGCUGUCGCUGUCACUGCCGCUGUCACUGCCGCUGUUGCUGCCGUGGAUUCAAAGCCCAAUUCGGCAGAAUGGGCCGCUGCAGCUACUUGCAGUGGUGGUCCGCCAGACAAACCAGAAGACCAGGGGAACAACAGUGGUGGGAUUCUGAAGCAGAGGCUCGGUGUGCAGCAGGAACAUGGAGAAGUGGACAUCGCAGACACAAACACGGGUGAGAGCGGAGGGCCUGUUCCGGCCCCGGGAGCGGCCGCACUUCCUCCGGACCCCACCGCCAGCCCUGCAGCCACUGGCGCCGGCGUGAGCGACGGCGUGAGGCGGCUGCUGAUGUUGCUACACCAGCAGCAUCCCCACCACACCAGUGCAGAGAUCAUUGAGGCUCUGAAGAAAGUCCAGGUUGCAUACGGAAGUCACUUCAGCAGCCAGUCCAUCCGCUCCAUCGUGGAAUUCGUGUCCUUCGCCCUGUCCAGCCAGAGGCCAUAG